This is a messenger RNA of Linum tenue, 921 nucleotides long. The record is from the annotation of a GenBank genome assembly. NCBI's taxonomy places the organism in Eukaryota, Viridiplantae, Streptophyta, Magnoliopsida, Malpighiales, Linaceae.
AAAGAACAAAAGAAGACACCAAUUAAAAUAAAAAAUAAAACAGAAUAAAAUAUAAAAAAAAUAAUGGCGACAAUGGCAGAGACGACAUGUCGCAUGCUCCUCCUUUCCAUCCCGGUGCUCUUCCUCCUUCUAUCCAACGUCGGCACCGUCGCCGGCGACGGCUUCUUGGACGAGAUCAACACGGAGUCGCUGUCGUCGCUCUUCUCCAGCGGCAACCUCGACGACGCCAAGAAGGCCAUGUCCGCUGCUUCCCCGGACGUGAAGGGAGCCGUCGCGCAAUUCGCCGGCGGAGACAGCGCGGCGUCUUCUCCCGAGUUGGCUCAGGCUUAUAAGGACGCGGAGGAGGAGAAAGACGGAGCAUCGUGGAAGAGUUGGCUCAAGGGUAAAAUGAGCGGCAUGGGCUACGCGCCGGCGGGGGCACCGGCAGGCUCGCCGUUCGGGGCACCGGCAGGCUCGCCGGAAGGAGUACCAGUAUCGGCAAUGGGAUCAUCAUCGUCCAUAUCUUUGUCGCCUUCCGCGGAAGAUCAUGAAGCACCGGCCCCCGCGCCGUCGGCAUAGAGAUGAGAUGAUACACGGUCGAAAAUAUAUAUAAGGACGAUGUAAAAUUUAGUUUCGCCGUCGGAAUCAUCAACCAAUUGUUACGCAACGAAACAAAAAAGCCAUUGAAUCGUGUGGAGUAUGGAUAUGGUUUUCAUUUGUAGCUUGAAUUCGAAAAUUAACUUUUGUUGUAAUUAUGGAUUGCAUUGGUCUACAUACAUAUGCCCUUUACGUUAUAUAUUUUGUGCCUUGAUAGCUCCGGUUUGUUGAAUAUAUAUGCUUAGAGAUAAACUAAUCUAAGGAAUGAAUCAAUAAAAGAUUCAUAUUCUCUAACAAAUCAUACAUAUGAAUCAAUUUGUAUGAAUCAACAAAAACUCAUAUUCC